This is a messenger RNA of Lymnaea stagnalis (great pond snail), 207 nucleotides long. The record is from the annotation of a GenBank genome assembly. Lineage: Eukaryota; Metazoa; Mollusca; Gastropoda; Lymnaeidae.
CACCAUGUUAUCUUGAAAGUUUGGAUUGGCGCCAAUGACAUCAAAACAGAGGGGGUUUGGAGAUGGCCCGACCUGACAUCGGCCAACUUGGCCACCCUGUGGGCUUCUGGUCAGCCGGACAACCUGAAUGACCAGGACUGCGUUGAGCUCCUUCCUGACGGCCGUCUCAAUGACCUCGAGUGCAGCACAGCACGUCCAUUCAUUUGU